Molecule: messenger RNA, 2772 nt
Organism: Musa acuminata AAA Group (dessert banana)
Lineage: Eukaryota; Viridiplantae; Streptophyta; Magnoliopsida; Zingiberales; Musaceae
Product: protein VASCULAR ASSOCIATED DEATH 1, chloroplastic-like
Exons: 17
Coding region: 915-2525 (536 amino acids)
Biological process (GO): negative regulation of programmed cell death
Source: RefSeq, a predicted model, not a curated record
CCAGCCGGAGAACUCGGAGGCGCCCAGCUCAUCGCCGUCGCCUAGGGUCGCGAAGCCGAACGGCAACGCCACUACUGAGAUCUCCUCCGUCCACGACGGUGAGCCCUCCGACCGCAAGGAGGUUGAUGCUCUGGUAAAUUGCAUUGUUCCGAUGUUUCUUGGUUCGGAUGUAAAUGGGUUUAGGGAUGCCGGUUCUUUAUCUCGAUUGUGUUGGUAGACACAGGCCCUCUCGACGAGGAGCGAAGAGUACCGCUUGCUGUUCCGUCUUCCUCCUGAUGAGGUGGGCGGGUUUCGAGUACUUAUCCUGACGGAACAUCGUAAUCCUUGUGCUAGUUUGAAUAAUGGACUGUUGUCUGAGGCAGUCUGUUGUCUUCUUGCCCUUUGAAGAGGCUGAUUUAUGCCCUUUCUCGUGGAGGAGGUGCUGUCUUUUCCCUGUGAAGACAUCUUCAGUCUCUUAUCUCUCGAAGUCUAAUCCUUUUAUUCUGUAAUAAAGCUUAAUGUCUAAAAUACGUGCACAUACUACAGUUUUUUUUUUAAAUUUCUGAUGUAGUGCUUAUGGGAUUGUUUAUUAUGUAACUUCCCUUGCAACCAUCCUUUAUUAUUGUAUAUUUGUAAUGGAUGGUAGGUGCUUUUAUGUUUUCUUUUCCCUUUGGAAGUCUAGCAAGAUAUUCUGAUAUGUUAUUAUUUGGGACAAAGUUUAAAUGGUUUAAAUAAGAUGUCAUGGCAUUCCAGAUCUUGUAUGUGCUUCUAAUCACUUUUCUUAGUCCAUGAAACAAACUUUAUCACCCCACUUCUGUUUUUCAGGUUUAUGCUAUUUCUGAAUAUUGCAUUCUUAAUUUUUUACAUUAUAUACGUAGGUUCUUCUUCAAGAUUUUAACUGUGCCCUCCAAGAAAAUAUUUUUCUUCAGGGUCAUAUGUAUUUGUUUACCCACCACAUCUGCUUUUAUUCCAACAUUUUUGGAUUUGAGACAAAGAAAAUAAUUCUUUUUCAUGAGAUAACUUGUGUUCGUAAAGCAAAGACAGUUGCAAUCUUUCCUAAUGCUAUCGAAAUCAUUGCAGGAGGGAAAAAGUACUUCUUUGGAUCUUUCUUGUCCCGGGAUGAUGCAUAUCGGCUAAUUAUUGAUGGCUGGGUGCAAUAUGGUGGAGGCACAAAAGCUUUCCAGGAUUCUCAGGAUUCAAGAUUGGAGGCCAGCAGUCAAAACUAUUCCUUUAUCUUUGAGAAAUUGAAUGGAUGUAAAGCAUCGGCAGAUGACUCAUCAUUCUUAAACAGAACUAAGGAUACCAUUGUUCUUCAAGAAUCUAAAUCUUUGCCUAAUGGUAAAGUUGACAGCGAUAUCUCCAUAAAGCUUUUAGAAGUCCAGGAGAAUAAGGAUGAAGGAAAUGCUAACCAGCCAUCAUCUCAAAAUCCUUUUACAUGGACCAUCGAGGACAUUGAUGCUCCUAAAGUGCCUGAACAUUUUGUAAUGCUUGCUGAGUCCAAUUUUCCGCUCCUUGUGGAGGAUUUCUUUGGUCUAUUUGUUUGUGAUCGUGCUGCUGACUUUUUGAAAGAUUUUCACACAAGAUGUGGUGACAAGGAUUUCCAUUGCACUUCCUGGCAUAGGCAUGAACAGUUUGGACACACCCGUAACGUUUCAUUUCUACAUCCCAUCAAAGUAUAUCUUGGUGCUAAAUUUGGACAUUGUCAGGAGGUCCAGAAAUUUCGUGUGUACAGAAACAGCCAUUUGGUGAUCCAAACAUCACAGAAUAUUCAAGAUGUGCCGUAUGGUGAUUACUUUGAGGUUGAGGGAUUCUGGGAUGUGGUCCAAGAUAAUAAUGAAGAAAAUAGCUGCACCGUGAAAGUAUAUUCUAAUGUUGCAUUUUUAAAAAAGACAAUUUUCAAGGGGAAAAUAGAACAAUCAACUAUGGAGGAGUGUCGAGAAGUUUAUGCUACUUGGAUGAACAUUGCUCGUGAAAUAUUGAAGGAAAAGAACAUGGAACGAUUGAAAGGAAUUUCUGAGCCGAACACAUGCAUUGUUCAAGAUAAUGACAUCAAAUUUGAGAAUCCAUCAAAGCUUGAAGGGUCAAUAGCAAAUUCAACAUUAAAGUCUACAGAUAUUAUAAGGAACAUCCAUGAGACUAUAAACUGUAACUCAGGGAUUGACGAUCAUAUGAAAGACAAGUCUGAAAGAUUUCCUCUGCUGACAUCUAUAUUUAAAGAAUCGUGGGCAACCUUCAUUUCAUGUAUCAAGAUGCAAAAUCAGUUGGCUUUGGUUUUAGCCGUGGCAUUUAUUGUUUUUAUCUUGAUGCAGUUAAGCAUCAUUCUUCUUCUAACUAGAGUUCCUGAAGUCAAUCUGGUUACCCAUGGAAACUAUGUAAGAGAUGUUGGUAUCGAUCAUGUGGAGAACAUAGAGUGGUUGGAGAAGCGCUUCAUCUACCUAAAGGAAGAAAUGAUUACGGUAGAAUCUCGAUUGGAGAGGAUGCGUCAAGAAUACACACUAUUGAAGUCUCAUCUUCAAAGUCUUGAGCAAUUAAAGGCAAAGUCAUGACUACAAAAUAGAUAUCAUGGAGCCACAUAUGAACAGAACCUCUGACUAGUAAGUUUGUCAUUCUAGGUGAUGUGCCCAGGCUCUGCCCAAACUUGAGCUUUUUCAUAAUCUAGAUGCUCUUCUUCAAGGUUGUUUUAUAUAAUUCAGUUCUGUACAUGAACUAUGUAAAGCAAAUUUAGCGUUAACUAAUUCAGUUUUGAAACUGUAUCUUCUUUUAUGUAUUUCAUGGUUUCGAUCAUUUUUGUUC